Messenger RNA from Sorex fumeus (smoky shrew), 933 nucleotides. Its product is annotated as olfactory receptor 4C11-like. Gene Ontology annotation, biological process: G protein-coupled receptor signaling pathway. The transcript has a single exon. The record is from RefSeq and is a predicted model, not a curated record. Gene Ontology annotation, cellular component: membrane. The coding region runs from base 1 to 933 and encodes 310 amino acids. Gene Ontology annotation, molecular function: G protein-coupled receptor activity; olfactory receptor activity. NCBI's taxonomy places the organism in Eukaryota, Metazoa, Chordata, Mammalia, Eulipotyphla, Soricidae.
AUGAAACAAAACAGCAGUGUAAAUAAAUUUAUACUAUUAGGAUUGACCCAAGAUCCUGUAAGACAGAAGAUGGUAUUUGCAAUCUUCUUCAUUUUCUAUGUGGGAACUGUAAUAGGCAAUUUGCUUAUUAUUCUGACUAUAAAGUUUAGUCGAACACUUGGGAGCCCCAUGUACUUCUUCUUAUUUUAUUUGUCCCUGGUUGAUUUUUGCUUUUCAACUUCUAUUGCCCCAAGACUUCUUGUGGAUUCUCUGUCGACCAAAAAGUUCAUAUCUUAUAAUGAGUGCUUGACUCAAGUCUUUGCACUUCAUUUGUUUGGUGCCAUGGAAAUCUUUGUCCUGGUUCUCAUGGCUGUUGAUCGCUAUGUGGCCAUCUGUAAACCCUUGCAUUAUCCAACCAUUAUGAGGCGGCAGGUCUGCAUCAUCCUGAUUAUUCUUUCAUGGAUAGGUUCUUUUAUACAUUCUAUAGCUCAGAUUAUACUGGCCUUGAAAUUGCCUUUUUGUGGACCUAAUGAGAUUGAUCAUUAUUGCUGUGAUUUGCAACCCUUGCUGAAACUUGCAUGCAUGGAUACAUAUGAGAUAAACCUUCUGUUGGUGUCUAACAGUGGGGCACUUUGCACAAUUGGACUUGUGUUUCUUUUGUUCUCAUAUUUUGUUAUCUUGCAUUCACUGAGAAACCACAGUGCAGAAGGGAGGAAAAAGGCUCUUUCCACUUGUACUUCCCACGUCACUGUAGUGAUAUUAUCUUUUGGUCCGUGUAUAUUUAUAUAUACACGUCCUCCCAUCACUUUUGCUGCGGACAAGAUGGUAGAAGUCUUUUAUACUAUCGGAACACCCUUUCUCAACCCACUCAUUUACACACUGAGGAACGCAGAGGUGAAAAACGCCAUGAGAAAGCUAUGGCUCGUUGAAACUACCUCAGCAAGUAAAGAAUGA